Messenger RNA from Ictalurus punctatus (channel catfish), 7740 nucleotides. It is a transcript of the gene ppfia2, whose product is annotated as PTPRF interacting protein alpha 2. The transcript has 31 exons. Gene Ontology annotation, molecular function: protein binding. Gene Ontology annotation, cellular component: presynaptic active zone. Lineage: Eukaryota; Metazoa; Chordata; Actinopteri; Siluriformes; Ictaluridae. The coding region runs from base 798 to 4445 and encodes 1215 amino acids. Gene Ontology annotation, biological process: synapse organization. The record is from RefSeq and is a predicted model, not a curated record.
UGUGUCGUUCAUUUACAGAAAGUCAUUCAGAAACACUGCUGCUGAUUUAAUAUCAAAGGCCAGAUGUCCCUCGUAGCUCGUGUUACUAAGGUGGGCUUGGUGAUAUAAGGUGUUAUAAACACUGUGUAUAAUGCCUUAUAAUGUUUAAUUAGAAGAUUUUAAGCAUAAUCUUCAUAGAUACAGUGACAAGUUUUUUAUUUUUUUCAUUUUUUUUUUUCAUUUCUAAAGGUGCUUAGGUAAGUAGAGAAAGAAAUCCAGAUGUGUUCUGCAGUUCUUGAACUCCUACAUCUGGAUGCAAAUUAACAUUUUUCUUUUGGCAACUUUUUCCCACUGUUAUUUAUUUAUUUUUGCUGCUUUGAGGAUUAAAAUAAUCGAAUAAAAUCGGUUCGUGAUUAAAAUCCUCCUCCGUCCCUCUGAUAGUCAGUGUUAGAGGUGUUAAAGGAAAGCAUUAACAUGUGCAGAUGUUGAAAAAUGGCCAGCUGCAUCUUUAAGACCCCUCCUCCAUCUCCUCCUCCUCCUUCUCCAGCUCCUCCAUCAGCAGCCGCUCUCUCUCCGCUCUCUCUCCGCUCUCUCUCCGCUCUCUCUCACACCGGGUUGGUAUUUUUUCCCCCUUCCUCACAGUGAUGUGGGUUUCAGCAGGAGCACAAUGACAGAGCUCAGAGGAUUAAGAUCAGGAUCAGGAAUGUGAAAGAUGCCCGCUGUGGAUCUGGGAUUCAGUCGGGAUUGGUUCGGAGAACCGCACAGCUGGGAAUACUGAUCUACCGGAGGAGGCAGAGGACGAGGAAGAAGCAGUGAAGAUGAUGUGCGAGGUGAUGCCCACGAUCAGCGAGGACACGGCCAUGAGCCAGCGAGGUUCUCAGAGCAGCUCCUCGGACCCGGACUCGCACUUUGAGCAGCUGAUGGUGAACAUGCUGGACGAGCGAGACCGUCUCCUGGACACGCUCCGAGAGACACAAGAGAGCCUCGCCCUCGCACAGCAGCACCUGCAGGACGUCAUGUAUGACCGGGACUCGCUACAGCGCCAACUCAGCUCUGCACUGCCACAGGAGUUUGCGGCCCUGACGAAAGAGCUGAAUGCCUGCCGAGAACAGCUGCUGGAGAAAGAGGAGGAGAUCUCCGAGCUCAAGGCUGAGAGGAACAACACCAGGCUGCUGCUGGAGCAUUUGGAGUGUUUGGUGUCUCGUCACGAGCGCUCUCUCAGGAUGACGGUGGUGAAGCGACAGGCUCAGUCUCCAUCAGGAGUCUCCAGCGAGGUGGAAGUUCUCAAAGCUCUCAAAUCCCUGUUUGAGCAUCACAAAGCUCUGGAUGAAAAGGUGAGAGAGAGGCUACGUGUGUCCCUUGAAAGAGUCUCUGCCUUGGAGGAGGAGCUAACUGCUGCCAAUCAGGAGAUCGUUGCCUUAAGGGAACAGAAUGCACACAUUCAGAGAAAAGUGGCAUCGGGUGAAGGAGCUGAGGACCUGCUCGAAGGAGACGCACAGAAAGUCCACAGCAAGCGCUUGUCAAACGGCUCGAUGGAGUCUGGAGACGAGGCAAGUCAGGUGGUGGAGCUGCAGGAACUUCUGGAGAAACAGAAUUAUGAACUGACCCAGAUGAAGGAGAGGAUGUCAUCUCUGUCCUCUCGCGUUUCUGAGGUGGAGCAGGAGCUGGAGACGGCGCGUAAAGACCUCAUCAAGAGUGAAGAUAUGAACACCAAAUACCAGAGAGACAUCAAAGAGGCUAUGUGUCAGAAGGAGGACAUGGAGGAGAGGAUCGUGACUCUGGAGAAACGUUACCUCAGCGCUCAGAGGGAGUCCACAUCACUGCACGACAUCAGUGACAAACUGGAGAACGAACUGGCCAAUAAGGAGGCUUUUCUUCGACAGAUGGAGGAGAAGAACAGGCAGCUGCAGGAGAGGUUGGAGUUGGCUGAACAGAAGCUGCAGCAGACGAUGAGGAAAGCAGAAACUCUGCCGGAGGUAGAGGCAGAACUCGCACAGAGAAUAGCAGCACUCACCAAGGCAGAGGAACGACACGGCAGUAUUGAGGAGCGAAUGAGGCAUCUGGAAGGGCAGCUGGAGGAGAAAAACCAGGAACUUUUACGGGCUCGUCAGAGAGAGAAGAUGAACGAGGAACACAACAAGCGUUUAUCGGACACGGUGGAUCGUCUCCUCACGGAAUCUAACGAGCGUCUACAGCUCCAUCUGAAGGAGAGGAUGGCUGCUCUGGAGGAGAAGAAUGUAUUAAUACAAGAUUCGGAGAAUUACAGGAAGCAGCUGGAAGACUCCAUUCACGAAAAGUCCCAGUUGGCGGAGGAGAUGGACAAAAUGAGGGCUGAACUCGAUCAGUUCCGAAUCAGGGUGGAGCCAACACUGUCACGGUCUCACCUGGACGCCUCCUCAGAUCUGCGUUACUCUCUCGGUUCUCUUGCUGACUCUCAGUCUGAUUACCGCUCCACUAAAGUGAUGCACCGAACAAGAAGAGGACGCAUGGGGCUACGCCGUGACGAACAGAAGGCGAAGUCUCUGGGCGAACACGAGUGGCGCUCGCAGCAGCUCGGCGUGUUGGGCUCGCACCCGUUCGAGAGCGAUACCGAGAUGUCAGACAUCGACGACGACGAUCGGGAGACGCUGUUCAGCUCGAUGGAUUUGCUCUCGCCCAGCGGACAUUCGGACGCACAGACCCUCGCCAUGAUGCUGCAGGAACAACUCGACGCCAUCAACAAAGAGAUACGGUUGAUUCAGGAGGAGAAGGAGUGUACGGAGCAGCGGGCGGAGGAGAUCGAACACCGUGUAGCCAGUGUGAGUUUAGAGGGAUUGAAUCUGGCGCGUUCGCUCAUCACCGCCUCGGCUACGGCGUCAUCGCUCGCAUCAUCAUCACCACCCAGCGGGCACUCGUCCCCCAAACACACACCCCGCAGCCCCGCCCGCGACAUGGAGCGCAUGGGGGUCAUGACACUGCCCAGUGACCUGAGGAAACACCGGAGAAAGAUCGCAGCCGUGGAUGAGGACGGCCGAGAGGACAAAGCCACCAUAAAGUGUGAGACGUCUCCUCCUCCAACGCCUCGUCAUGUCCGCAUGACACACACACUGCCUGCUUCCUCUCACAACGACGCACGUCUGGCCGCAGCAUUAGAGGCUGAUGCGGCUCUGAGCAGUGUAGCCAGCAGUCAGGACUCACUCCAUAAACAACCGAAGAAGAAAGGCAUCAAAUCAUCCAUCGGCCGCUUGUUUGGCAAAAAAGAGAAAGGACGACUGGGACACAUGGGGAAAGAGAUGAUGGGACCAGGACCAGGUGGAAUUUCAGAUGUGGAGUUGCUUGCUCAGGAAAUGGCUGUGGGGAAACUGGGCACUCAGGCUGAGAAAGACCGCCGCAUAAAGAAGAAGCAUGAGUUGCUGGAGGAGGCGAGGAGGAAAGGAUUGCCUUUCGCGCAGUGGGAUGGUCCUACUGUUGUCGCAUGGCUGGAGCUGUGGUUAGGAAUGCCGGCGUGGUACGUGGCAGCGUGCCGGGCGAAUGUGAAGAGCGGCGCUAUCAUGUCGGCUCUGUCCGAUACGGAGAUCCAGCGCGAGAUCGGCAUCAGUAACCCGCUGCACCGCCUCAAACUGCGCCUCGCCAUCCAGGAAAUGGUGUCACUAACCAGCCCGUCGGCCCCGCCCACUUCCCGAACCCCGUCAGGCAAUGUGUGGGUGACGCAUGAGGAGAUGGAAACACUCGCGGCUCCGUCUAAAACGAAGUCAGAGUCUGAAGAAGGAAGCUGGUCUCAGACAUUAGCAUACGGGGACAUGAAUCAUGAGUGGAUAGGUAACGAGUGGCUGCCCAGUCUUGGCCUACCUCAGUAUCGCAGCUACUUCAUGGAGUGUCUGGUGGACGCACGAAUGCUGGAUCACCUGACCAAGAAGGACCUCCGAGUUCAUCUCAAAAUGGUGGACAGCUUCCACAGGACCAGUCUUCAGUACGGGAUCAUGGGUCUGAAAAAGCUCAACUACGACCGCAAAGAACUGGAGAGACGGCGAGAGAGCAGCCAGCAUGAGAUGAGAGACGUGCUGGUAUGGAGUAAUGAGCGCGUGAUUCGUUGGGUUCAGAGUAUCGGGCUCCGUGACUACGCCAACAUCCUUUUAGAGAGCGGAGUUCAUGGAGCGCUGAUCGCCCUCGACGACAACUUCGACUACAGCAGCCUCGCCCUGUUACUGCAGAUCCCCAACCAGAACACUCAGGCUCGUCAGAUUCUGGAGAGAGAGUAUAACAACCUGCUGGCGUUGGGAACAGAGAGACGGCUAGACGAGGAUUUCCGUGGACCGUCGUGGAGGAGACAGUUUCCCCCGCGUGAUAUUCACGGGAUCAGUAUGAUGCCCGGAUCAGCAGAGACACUGCCAGCUGGGUUUCGCCUCACAACAUCAGCACACACACACCGAAUUCCAGCAGACGUACAGCGAUUGGACAGUUCCACUGUGAGGACAUACUCAUGCUGAGAGAGGGACAACAGGGACGCGCAACUACGUGCUGCGUCGCUGAGUGUGAUGGUGACGUCGGGGAACAGAGAUCUGCUCUUACACACACACACACACACACACACGCACACACAUACACACUGCCAAGAGAACACGCGUUGCCCGGACGGGGCCCAAACUGUAAAGCGCCACGGUGCUCUCCUGCCCCGCCCUCAUGCCCCGCCUCCUGCCCCGCCCGCUCGACACCAGAGUGACUGUACAGGAUUAUAGAUACACAAUUUUAUAUACAAAUCUCUAUCAUCUACAGACACACUGCUGUAUACAACACUGACUUUAUUCCUUCUGACUCUGUGCACAUUUAACAUCAUACGCUUUUAUUUCUUUCUUCCACGCCUCCUGCUCUCUCUCUCUCUCACACACACACACACACACACACACACACACACACACGCACACACACACACACACACACACACACACACGCACACACACACACACACCUGACUCAAAUUGCCCUGGUCAGUGUGUUAGAAGAGCGUAAACAUGAAUGUGUGAUGGUGUAAGAGGUUAAACACUGCUGCUUUAAGAAACUACAUGCUGUUAGAGUUUUAAAUUCCAAGUGCACUACCACAAACUGUUUUUAUUUGAUCAGUUAUUCACGAAUAUUCACUACUAAUGUGUCCAGUAAUGUGUCCUGUUAUUGGAUAAAAUAAAUAACGCGUAGAGAGAGUUCGUGCCGGGAAAUCAGUUUCAACGCAUCGUUUCACUUCAAAGAUUUCGUAUUGAAUUUUAUUUGAAUAUUAAUGUGUUUAUAAUGUUAUACUGCCACGGACAGAGUGAUUAGCAGUAGCUACACAACACCUUUAUAGCACAAAAAGAGUAACUUUAUUAGUUACACUUUGUUCCACGUUUGUUUUUCAACCCUAACGAUGCAAGAUUUUUGACCCCUUUCGGCUUCCGCACACUGAGACCUCACUUUUGUUCAUUUUUUUAAUGCCCUGAAUAUUCUGUCUUUUUUUUAAAUUAUUAUUAUUAUUAUUAUUAUCUGUUCAAAUCUCACUAACACUAAGAAAUCAUUACUGUACUUCAAGGUGUUCCACAGGGUUCUGUUCUGGGCCCGUCUCAUUUUUAUUAAUUACGUUACCCUGUGGUCAUGUUACAAUGUGCCAUCUCAGUGCUAGUUUUUACUGUUAUGCCACAGAUGCCUACAUUUACAUUAAUAUGGACUUCCACAUCCCAGCUGAACCAUGCUAACAUUCAGCUCAUGAAGAACAUGUUGUACUUAAGUAACAUUACCUAACUAAAGCUACCCAAUCAAGUUAUGUUACUAAACUUUAGUAAAAAGGAAGUAACAGUACAGAAGUUAAGACAGUAAAGCAAGGAACAUUACUAAAGUUAAUCUAGUAAUAGAAGUAAUAUUACAAAACAAGCAAUUUAACAUUACUAAACCUAAAAUAAACGGAAGUAACAUUACAGAAAUGAAGCUAGUGAGGAAAGUAGCAUGGAGUGUUACACAAUUUACACUACAACAGUAUGUAAUAUUACAUAACUACGUUACUACAUUUAAGCUCAAAGGAAGUGAAGCAAUCAAUAUUACUAAGAUUAGGCUAGUAAAGUGAUCUAACAAAACCAGCCAGUGAAAAAAGUUAACAGGACGGCGCGUAAGCUAGUGUAGAAAGUAAUGUUAGUAAGUUAAGCUAGUGAAAAAAAUAAGAAAUAACUCUACUAAAGAUAUGAUGGUAAGUAACAUUACAAAACAAGACAGUAAAUCAAGUAAUGUUACGGAACUUAAACUGAAGGAGAAUAAGUUAAGCUAGCGAUGUUACGUCACUACCUUAACUUUAGGAACGCUACGAAUUUAAGCUAGCCAAGCUAGUAAACAAGUGAGAAAGGAAGGAACCGUACAGAAGUUAAGAAAGUAAAAAGUUAAGCUAGUAACAUAAGUAAUAUCACAAAACAAGCAGAGUAAGAGCACAAGCUAGUGAAGCAAGAAAACGUUACUGAUCUUAAGAUAAACGGAAGUACGAGUUCUGCAGGAGUUAAGCUAACGAAGAAAAGAACAAAAUUGCUGCUAGUGAGUAGAAUUACACUACAGGCCAGUGCAUUAAUGACGUCUUUACUGGCUUGUUAAGUGAAAGUUCAGCUAAAAAGAAGCGCAGUACAGACGUUACAGAGGAGUAAGUAGCAUCACAAAACAAGCUGGUGAUGUUACUCAUGUUGAGCUGACGGACGUUAAGCUAGAAAUGCUACUUCAGAAUGAGAAUCAGAAACACUUUAUUGCCGCGAGUUGUGUAACAAAAAACAUGCAGUGCAGCGAACACCACGUAUACGCAGUACAGAGCGGAGAUCAGACCGGUCCUGCUGGAUUUAGCGAUCUAGCCAUCGCGGAAAUGAACGCAAAGUCAAGGAAACGCCACAAUAUUCAGAGGAGCUCGCAAAUUUUUCAAAAUCGCUGCAGAUUUUCUGUAAAUUUGAACAUGAGUACAGAUAAAAAGGUCUCGUUCACUGCGAAAGAACAACAAAAAAAAAGCACAAAAAGACUCCUGUACGCACGGAUCAGACAGACAACACACAUUCUUUUAGUAAUCCGUUUUUACCUUUUUUUUUUUUUUUUUAAAUGAAGCGAAGGAAUUGGAUCACGACUAAUCUAAGCUGGUGAAGCUACUAAACGAGAAGGCAGGGAAGUAACAGUAUGGGAAUGAAGGCAGUGAAGCAUGUAGCAUUGCUUAAGCUAGUACAGUGAGAUUACUUCAGAUCCCUACUUUAAUUAGGUCCAAUUACCUGUUUUUUUAAAUCCAUGUGUGUAAUAUUACCGAUAGCACAUGAUCUAUAGAGCACAAAAUCUACAGAAAAUCUGCCUUUUUUAAACACCUUCUUUAACUUAAUAAAUCUUAUUCAACACACACGCUUACGUAAAAGUCGGACAUGGCUUUGCUGGGUCUUUCCACGGUACGUGCACUAAAGUACUUAAACAUUCCAAAGCCUUCGAAAAACAUAAACGACGAACGGUUAUGAACAUAACCGUAGCUGUGUAUUAAAACGGUAAGAUUUGUUCUGGCAGUUUGUACCACGUCUUUAAUUAUUCAGAAAAGCCUGUAACCGUCUGACGCAUGAGCGAACGGGUUAAAGCUACCAGCGUUUCGGUGCGAUUUGAUUCCGAGCCGUUUCGAUAGGGUGCCACGUGACACGAGGUGAUUCAGGAUGGGACAGUAUUGUUUAAACAGUGUUAGCUUGGAGAAGUGAGAGAGACCACGCCUCCUUUUUUUGGGACUGACGCACAAUCUAAGAGCACAUCCUUUUCGCUGGGUCUCACAGG